UGGUGUGCAAGAAUUGGCGUCUACGCAGGAUAUACCCUGGUAUGACACCAUUAAAUGUAGACCACGUAGCAAUUUUUUUCCCCCCAUGACCAACCAUUGUGUGGAAACCUUUGUUCAGGCUGUAGAAAGGGAUGUUAACAAACUUAAAUGGCCCAUUAAACGACAUAAAGCACAGAACCUUUCUAGGGCUGAAAAGGAUGCGCUGCAUAAUCUUAAAUCAGAUACCUCCAUCACCAUUAAGCCAGCGGACAAGGGAGGGGCAAUAGUGGUGAUGGACACUGAUUACUACAGAGAGGAGGCUGCUUCCCAAUUGAGUAAUACCUCACACUAUAGGUUGCUGGAGGGUGAUCCCACGAGUGACUUAAAGCAGGUGAUUGAUCAUGUCUUGGAGAUUAGUAAAGAGGAAGGGAUUAUUACAGAACGCCUUAAGAAAGGUUUUCCAAUUAUACCUGUGUUCUAUCUUCUUCCUAAGAUCCACAAGGAUAUGCAAAGACCACCCGGGAGACCCAUUGUGGCGGGAAUGUCAUCCAUAUUUCAACCGAUGGCUAUACUGCUGGAUAGUGUCUUGAACCCCCUUGUGGUAUGUACUAAAUCGUAUGUGAAAGACACUACCGAUUUCAUAAACAAAUUAAAUGCCAUAGACAUGGUUCCACAGGAUGCAUUUCUAUGCACAAUGGAUGUCUCCUCACUAUACACCUCUAUCCCACACGAUCAGGGUAUUGAGACCAUAGACAGGACUCUACGAGAACAGCAAUUACCAGAUGGGGUGACCGAAUUACUACUACAGUUCCUUAAAUGGGUCUUAACUAAGAACUACUUUCUAUUUGAGGGGAAAUACUAUGAGCAAAGCCAAGGGACGUCAAUGGGGUCAAACGUCGCUCCAGCAUAUGCUAAUCUGUAUAUGGCACGUUUUGAGGAGGAUUUUGUAUACGACAACCAGGAGUUCUGGCCCCUUGUUGUCACUUGGCUUCGCUAUAUAGACGACCUCUUCUUCAUAUGGCAAGGCUCUGAGGAUCACCUACAUCUUUUUAAGGAAUACCUUAAUACAAGAAUUCCGACCAUUAAGUUCACCUUAGAAUUUGAUCGAUGUCAAGUACAUUUUUUGGAUGUGACUAUAGAGGUACAAGGAGGGAGACUUAUGACGGAUAUCUAUAGGAAACCUACAGAUAGAAUUACCUACCUUGAUCCCCGCAGUUUCCAUCCACCUUCAACCACAAGGGGUUUACCCUAUAGCCAGCUAUUACGUGUGAGACGGAUUGUAAGUACAGAUACCAAGUUUGAUGAGAGAGCAGGAGAAAUGUUGACCCACUUUAAGAGCAGGGGUUAUGAGACUGGUGUCCUCUUGGAGGCCAAACAGAGGGCUAAGGAAAAACCUAGAUCUACUUUAUUGACGAAGACACAGAAUAAAAAGACAGAUAGAUUGCCUUUUGUUUCCACAUAUUCCACUAAAUCAGGGCAGGUGAAGAAUAUAAUAAAUCAUCAUUGGCAUUUGUUACAGAUGGACCAUAGGUUACGACCGUGGGUAGCUGAUCCUCCAAUGAUGGCGUACAAAAGAGCGACAAACUUGCGGGACCAGCUGGUACAUGCCCUGAGUGAACCUCCUAAAAAACAAGAUUUAAUAGGACAUUGGUGACGGAUUUGAAUCUGUGCUAUUUACCCCUAUCUAUGAUUGACAUGAACAUUUUUUAUGAGUAUCUUCACGUUAACUUUUAUUAUGGGUUUGAUGAGGACAUACCACGUUGGUGAUCGAUUUGCACUGGACACCAUAUUUGUACUAGAUUAGUACCUGAGGAAUUGUAAUAUGUAUUUUUUUGUAUGAAAUAUUUUAAUAACCUCUUUUUCUAAUAACCUCUAUUUAUGGUACUAUGCACUUGCACUUUAUGGUAUAUAAUUCUACCACAUGUAUUUAUUAAGAUUGACACUAAAUUUUUAUACUUAUUCUGCAAUUUUAUGAGUAUAAUAUGAUCAAUUGAUUAUCACGAUAUAUAAUCUAUGAAUGACAUGUAUAGAAUAAUGUCUAAACACUGUCUGUAUUAAUUAUUGCAAUAUCACUUUAAAUGGAUUAUGUAACUUUAAGGGGGUUGAGAUUUUUAUUAUAACACUAGAUCCAAUGUCUAAAUCUUUUAUCUGUUGCGAAAAUAUUGGGGUUGCUAGGAUACGGCGUGACUGCCAAUAUAGUUCUCAUUGCACAUUUACUUUUUUUUAAGAAAGAGCACCCAUAGUCUAUUCUCGCGCGAUGUUUACCCGAGGAAACGAUCGGUUAGGGAGCCGCGUCACCACGCCGAACGUAUCAACGUCGGAAGGGACGUA
Molecule: messenger RNA, 2310 nt
Organism: Xenopus laevis (African clawed frog)
Lineage: Eukaryota; Metazoa; Chordata; Amphibia; Anura; Pipidae
Exons: 2
Coding region: 86-1633 (515 amino acids)
Source: RefSeq, a predicted model, not a curated record